Messenger RNA from Dioscorea cayenensis subsp. rotundata (Guinea yam), 1561 nucleotides. RefSeq names its product protein MODIFYING WALL LIGNIN-1. Lineage: Eukaryota; Viridiplantae; Streptophyta; Magnoliopsida; Dioscoreales; Dioscoreaceae. The transcript has 3 exons. The record is from RefSeq and is a predicted model, not a curated record. The coding region runs from base 549 to 1172 and encodes 207 amino acids.
AUGAUUGAUGGAGGGUCUUCUUGGUUAAUUACUUUUUAGAAUGGUCUUGGUUGUUUAAAUUAGUAGGAUGGUCGGAUUGAGCGAUGCACGCCGUUGACCGGCUUCAUCCAAGGGAGGCGGACUGGGCUAUGGGAACAGGAGGAAAUUUCAAAGCCUUUUCAACUUCUUGGGUUUGUUGUUAUAGUUGUUCUUCUUCAGAUGAUAAAAGGCAGGAGGAGCAGGGGCAGGAGCAGGAGCAGGAGCAGGAGCAGGAUCUGCCCGUGUCUCCAAGCAACGAAAUCCUUUUCAGAAAAGUCUGGAAAACAACAACUUUCCCGGAAAUUGGUAUUAGUUAGAGGACGCAACACCUACACCACUUUUGGCCUUCUUUACAGUGGUGGAAGAAUCUCACAUUGAAGAAGAAAACUGUGCCUUUAUUUCAAUUGAUCCUCCACCGCUUCCUCCUCUUUAAUUUUUUAUUUUUUCCUUUUCCAAAAAUCAUCAGCAAUUCUCCGGGGUGGUUGGUAUAGCUUAUUCCGUUCAAUUCAGAGUAAUUAGUAAUUUAAUUGAUGGAUAAAUUAGAAGCAGCGUAUGGGAGGAGGGCCGUGCUUCUAAUGGUCCUUUUCCUGGGCUCGGUGUCCUUCUCAUGUUGCAUCGCAGCGGAGUUCAAGAAAGCCAAGGCCAAGGAGAUGAGAUUGGACGGGAGUUUAUGCGCUCUCCGGCAAAGCCCGGCUUUGGGGCUGGGAAUUACUGCGCUGGUCUGCCUCUCCAUCGCCCAGAUGAUUGGGACAUCGAUGGCCGCAGCUAGAAUUUGCCCCAAGCACAGAAAGUCAGGAGGGCUAACAGCGCCAGGAACAACCAACCACAUGCUUGCCAUUGGCUUCCUCCUCCUCUCUUGGGUAAGCUUCGGAUUAGCAGCAAUUUUGUUGGGCGCGGGGUCGAGCAUGAAUGCAAGACAGAGAUAUGGGAAAGGUUGGUUGGAUGGCAAGUGCUACGUGGUGAAAGAUGGAGUUUACGUUGGGGCUGGUGUACUGGUUCUGGCCACAACCCUAUCCAUACUGGCCUUGAUGCACACCACCAAAAUGAUCAGCAAAUCGUUACCUCUGCACCACCACCACCACCACCACCACCACCACCACACCACGGCAACACUUGGGGACAGCAACAAGACAACUAGUACAGCACCUGCAUAGAGGGUACGUAGACCCAUUUAUUAAUCGUGUUAACAAAUUAUUAGCAUUAGCAUUAGCAUUAGCAUUAGCAUAAGCAUAUAUAAAAGAAGAAGAAGAACACCACCAACAACAACAACAAGAAGAAUGGCACAAGGAUUAUUAGCAUAUGGUUGCAAUUGCUCCUCCUCGGCCUGCUCAAUAAUAAAGGAUGUCUCCUUUUUAUUUUUAUUUAUUUUUUUGGUGUGCCCCCACGGCCCAUAAACUACUGAAAACUCAGAAGAAAAAAAAAAAAAAGACUCGUAUUAUUACAGAGUUUUGAUCCAUGUAUACCUGUGAUCCGAGAAAUUGUAAAGCAUAUCUAAAACAGAAUUAAUUCAAAUACACUCAUGCUGUUUUAUAUUUCUCAUUUA